Molecule: messenger RNA, 510 nt
Organism: Osmia bicornis bicornis
Lineage: Eukaryota; Metazoa; Arthropoda; Insecta; Hymenoptera; Megachilidae
Product: glycine-rich protein 5-like
Exons: 4
Coding region: 55-510 (151 amino acids)
Source: RefSeq, a predicted model, not a curated record
UAUACUCUGUUCAAGCCCGAACACCAUAGACGAGAGUCCCGAGGGAGCAGCACGAUGACCAAGCUCGCGGCUAUCCUGGUGGUCGCCACGUUGCUCGAGUUGGCAUCGGCAGGAGGACACCAUGGCGGACACGACCAUGUGGUCAUCCACGUACCCUACAAGAUCAAGACCAUCCACCAUACGCACACCAUAACGAAGCACAUCCACCAUGGCGGCGGAGGUGGCGACAAGUACGAGGUCCUUGGAUAUACCGUGGGACACCCGAUCGAUUUAGGUCACGGCGGAGGAUUCGGAGGUGGUCACGAUCUAGGAGGCGGCGGUGGCCAUGACUUCGGAGGCGGUGGCGACUUUGGCGGUGGUGGUGGAGGUGGCGGCCACAUCGAAUACAGCGGCGGCGGUGGCGGAGGCGGCGGCCACAUCGAAUACGGCGGCGGCGGUGACAUAGGUGGAGGCGGUUUCGGUGGCGGCGGAUACGGAGGCGGUGGCCACGAAGACUGGGGUGGCCAUUAA